Molecule: messenger RNA, 1512 nt
Organism: Aspergillus caelatus
Lineage: Eukaryota; Fungi; Ascomycota; Eurotiomycetes; Eurotiales; Aspergillaceae
Exons: 3
Coding region: 1-1512 (503 amino acids)
Source: RefSeq, a predicted model, not a curated record
AUGAGAGGGAUUGUCGCUCUUUCUUUGCUCUCUGUGGCGCUGCGCGUCACGGCGGACUUGAGCGAAUCCAACUUGCACAAAUACCCUGAGGUGCUGGCACUCCAGAAUUCUUUUAAUCCCAUCAAAGAGGCCUACUGGACUGGGUACCCUCACCAUCGACGAACGCCAUUUGCGGUCUCUCCCGAUGGAAAGUCAGCUUACAUUGCCUAUCUCGAUUCGAGCGAAACAGACAUUCAUGUGCAGCAAGUGGAUGUAGAUACUUUUGAAGCGACUGGGACGUCGGUUACGGUUACUGGUGGCAAGGAAGCGGGAGGACUCGUUGCCCAUAAUGAUGGUUUCGCCCUCCUGACGAACGAGGCCAUGCCAUCUGGAACGACCAAUGCACCCCCCAGUGAUACGCCAGUCCCAGUCCUGUAUCGAUACACGGAUGGGAAACAAACGUGGAAGGCGUGGUUGGGUGGACCUGGUGUCCACGAGACCGACGGCCUCUCCGCAUCGCCUGAUCUCAAUGGUGAUCUGGUCUACUCGGAGCAAGCCGGUCUAUACGGUGCCUACUUUGUCGUCACCGAUUACUCUGGCGACGCAGCAGGACAUUACGGCGACAGUAUUCAAUACGUGGCAGAUAAUGGAACCCUGGUCACAAUCGCCGGGGCUAGCAGCUCCUGGGGCUGUAGCCAUAACACAGGCAUCGCAUUCGAGUCGGCCGAUGAACCUCCGUUCGCCAGCAUCUGCGCGGAAGACCAGGGGGCGAUAUGGCUGAAUACCAGAACGCUGGGCAUGUCCAGCGACGGGGAGAAAAUCUCCAAUGAGAAUACUACCAACGGAGCCUCGGGAGAGCCCAUGGGGGGCAUGUCCGGGAGUUACAGUGCUCUCGCUCGGUUUGCGGAAAGCAGUCGGUAUAUCUUCGCCUGGGUUUCGCGCGGUGCGAUGGAUCUCACGGAAAACACGUGGAUGGGAAGUGGCUACACUCAUGCCCUGAAUCGUACCAACAAUCGGAAUGUCGCCAUCUCCCUGUUCUCUGAUAAAGACACCCUUGUUGGCGAGCAGGCGACCUCGGAAGUCGGCGCCGAAGACGGCGAUAAGCAGAUCAAUUGGCUGACUGAGGGCGCAAACGACUGUUCGAAUGCGCAUGCAGCGACCUUCGGAAACAACAGCGCACUCGUGACGUGGGAGGAGAUCUCAGAUCCGAUUUGCGACUUUGUGGCUAUGGGAUGCCGCGGACAGUUUGCUGGUACCUUCUUUCAACAGGUAGAUUCCGACGGAAAACAGGUCGGCAGCCCGUUGAAAAGCACAGAUACUUUCGUCGCUGGCGACAUGGUGACCAUGGCCGAUGGUCGGAUCUGCUGGCCAUAUGUGAGCAUGGACUGGGAUCUCUCGCAGGCUGUAUAUACAUUGGCAUCUUCUACCACGACGAAAAUGAGUUUUGCCUGCAUUGAUCUCACGGGAGACUCUUCUAACAAUGCAACCUCAUCGAGCAAUCCCAAUCUCGAUGUACGCAAUUUGGGCCUCUAA